Molecule: messenger RNA, 1463 nt
Organism: Solanum stenotomum
Lineage: Eukaryota; Viridiplantae; Streptophyta; Magnoliopsida; Solanales; Solanaceae
Product: F-box protein At5g07610-like
Exons: 3
Coding region: 1-1341 (446 amino acids)
Molecular function (GO): protein binding
Source: RefSeq, a predicted model, not a curated record
AUGGGUUGUGCAAAGUUCUACGGGUCGAAGAGCACACCCAUAGAAAAGUUAAGAGAUUUUACCAAUUUGACGGAAGGUUUCUACGAGCUCAAUCUUUACCUAUAUGUUGACAUAUUAAAUAUGCAUCCAUCAUCUGCAAUUCUUGCACAACACAAAGAAAACUUACUACUAAAAAUGCAAGGCAUGAAACUCAAGAUCCCGAAAUUUUCAGAUUUAGAGCAGCCAUCAUCAGCUCGAAUAGUUGUUUCGAUUGAUGAUCUAUUGAUGGAAAUUCUUUUACGCGUACCUGUAAGAUCCCUUCUCUGUUUCAAAACCGUAUCCAAACGUUGGCUUUCAAUCAUUACUCAUCCACAUUUCUCUGUCCUCUGUCAACCCAAUCCAAAUCGCGCAGUAGGCCUUUUCUUGACCUGUCCUUAUUCUCUUCCAGCAAAACCCCAGUUCGAUUAUGUUCAUUUUGAUAAGAAAAAUCCCCCAAAACCACCAUUUAAGAAUCUCAAAUUCAUUAAAGACUCUUCUGGUAUUAGUGUUCUGCAAUCUUGCAAUGGACUAAUGCUCUGUUCCAACUCCCCUUCGCGUCUAGCUAAAACAAAUUACUAUGUUUGCAACCCCACUACGAAACAUUACACAGCACUUCCAAAAUCAGUUCUUGAAACUGAAAAUUCUAAAAUUCAUGGUAUAAGCUUAGCUUUUGAUCCUGCCAAGUCUCCUCAUUACAAAGUAAUAUGUGUUCGCGAUUCUGUUUCGUCUCCUCAACAUUAUCAGAUUGAAAUCUACUCAUCUCAAACAGGGACAUGGAGACUAUCAGGUGAUCCAUUCAUUGCUGAUGUUAAUUUCUCCAAAGGGGUUUAUUGGAAUGGAUCAAUUUACUGGAUUAGUACUAUUGGAAACUUGACUUGUUUAUAUUACAAUCUUGAUUUUGAGAGGUUAGGGGUAAUGCCAAUGCCGCAUUUUCCAGAUGAUCAAGGAACAACUAUAACAUAUUUUGGUGAAUCUUGUGGCCAUUUGCACCUCACAAAAAUUUCAUUCUACACAAUUCGAUUUGAUGUAUACGAGAUGAGAAGGGAUGAUUUUGAAUGGUUUGUUAAGUACAAGGUUGAUUUUGAACAUCCUGAGCAUGAGUUGACUUAUUGUAAUUUUACGAUAUUAUCUCUGGUUCGAGGUAAACGAGAAGAGGAUGCAUUUUUGGUUCUGGCAGUUGUUAAUGAUGAUAAGGUAAUGAAGUACAAUCUUAUAAACAAGACCUUUGAGAAAUUCUGUGAUUAUGAUGUUGAAGAUGAACAAGUUUUUUAUUGUAGUACAAUUGGUGCUUUUGAGUAUAUUGAGUCUUUGUGUUGUGUUUGAAUCAUUUGCAUUUGUAUUUGCAUUCCUCUUGUAUUAGUGAACUCAUAAAAUUGUUUGUUUUCAUAUGUUAUAUUUGUUUUUUGAGUAUAGUGCAUCUUCAUGUUGCCUAUAGUUUCGUGUAU